Molecule: messenger RNA, 1409 nt
Organism: Malania oleifera
Lineage: Eukaryota; Viridiplantae; Streptophyta; Magnoliopsida; Santalales; Ximeniaceae
Product: putative 12-oxophytodienoate reductase 11
Exons: 3
Coding region: 26-1138 (370 amino acids)
Molecular function (GO): oxidoreductase activity; FMN binding
Source: RefSeq, a predicted model, not a curated record
CCCAAAAACAGAGAGAGAGAGAGAGAUGGCAAGCAACAACCCACCGGCCACCACCCCCAUUCCUCUCCUCACUCCAUACAAAAUGGGAAAGUUCAACCUCUCCCACAGGAUAGUUUUGGCACCAUUGACGAGGAGCAGGUCAUACAACACGAUCCCUCAGCCGCACGCUGCCGUGUACUACAGCCAGCGGGCGACGGAGGGGGGUUUGCUGAUAUCGGAGGCGACCGUGAUCUCCAACACCGGACAAGGGUACCCUGAAACCCCUGGGAUAUGGACGCCGCAGCAUGUCGAAGCCUGGAAGCCCAUCGUCGAUGCCGUCCAUGCCAAGGGUGCCUUCUUCUUCUGCCAAAUCUGGCACGUUGGACGUGUCUCCACUUAUCGUUUCCAGCCAAAUGGGGAAGCCCCAAUCUCAUGUGGCACUAAGGGAGUCACGCCCGGCAUCAAAGGAGUAGACUGGUCGCCGCCUCGUCCGCUGAGGACCGACGAAAUCCCCAAUAUCGUUCGUGAUUUCCGGCUCGCCGCCCGAAACGCCAUCGAAGCUGGCUUCGACGGCGUCGAAAUCCACGGCGCCAACGGCUACCUCCUGGAACAGUUCAUGAAAGACCAAGUGAACACCGAGCGAGAGGACCAGUACGGCCGCAGCCUGGAGAACCGUUGCCGAUUCCCGCUGGAAGUGGUGGCGGGAGUGGUCGACGAGAUCGGCGGCGACCGGGUGGGGAUGAGGCUGUCCCCUUACGCUGAUUACCUGGAGACCAAGGACUCCGACCCGGACCGGCUCGGCGUCUACAUGGCGAACGAGCUGAACCGGUUCGGCAUCGCGUACCUUCACGUGAUUGAGCCUAGAAUGGUGAGGAUCGGGGAGAGGAUGGAGACGCCUCACAGCCUUCUCCCGAUGAGAAAGGCCUUCAAGGGGACUUUCAUUGCCGCCGGCGGGUACAACCGGGAGGACGGAAACAGAGCCAUCGCCGACGGCUACGUCGAUUUGGUGGCGUUUGGGCGCUUGUUUUUGGCUAACCCGGAUUUGCCUAGGCGGUUCGAGCUCGAUGCUCCUCUUAACAAGUAUGAUAGGAAGACAUUUUAUACCCCUUAUCCGGUUGCGGGUUACACAGACUAUCCUUUUCUUGAUCUACAUGCCUAAUAUUGCAGGAUAAGUUGUAAUAGUGGUUCUUAGAUUAUGGAGCGAGUUUACCCCUUAUCCGGUUGUGGGUUACAUGGACUACCCUUUUCUUGAUCUAUCCGCUUAAUAAAUUGCAAUAGUGGUUCUUAGAUUAUGGAGUGAGUUUAUUUUUAUGUUUAAAUUUCAAUGUGUUUCGCCAAUAAUUCCAAACUAAUAGAGUUGUUGUAGUGAAGUUUUAUUGUUAAUUUGUGCAAUGAAUUUGGAAGGAAUUGUGGUGGUGUGUUAGGGUAAA